This is a messenger RNA of Eurytemora carolleeae, 2710 nucleotides long. Its product is annotated as glutamate receptor ionotropic, delta-2. The record is from RefSeq and is a predicted model, not a curated record. Bases 1331 to 2689 code for a protein of 452 amino acids. NCBI's taxonomy places the organism in Eukaryota, Metazoa, Arthropoda, Copepoda, Calanoida, Temoridae. The transcript is spliced from 20 exons.
UUAAUGAAGUAAAAUUUAAAAUUUCAUACCUAGAAUACGAACAAAAAAAAUGUUCAAAUGUUGGCCAAAACAUUGAUAAAACAUGUUUUUUUUACUCAUCCUGUAGUUUUGCAAAAAUGGGCAAAAUUAUGCAAAAAUAGGCGACCUUAAUCGUUACUCAUUACAUAAUAUAAUUAUUAUUUUAGUAGUUACAUUAUUAUCGAAUACUUCAACAUUAAAUGUAAUCAUUUUGUAUUUAUUAUUACUUGUAAAUCGGAACUUUCCAAUUUCUAUAAAUUUUUUAAAGAGAUAUACACUGAUGUACACUGUACAGGGUUACCCACAAAUUAUAAGACUGUAAUGACGACCUGAAACUCUUAAGAUGUGACGAUUCCAAGGUUUAAUUAAGCCUUUUGUCUUGAAUUUAGUGUUUAAAAGACUUACUAAUUGAUUUGGCAAAGACAGAAACAAGUUUACAUUUAUAGUUAAUAGAAAUCCCGAAUAUAAAGAAUAAGACAGUAAUGUAUUACACAGUUUAUACGUAAUAAAAAUAACAUAUGAACUUUUAUCCUUUGUGGGUCACCCAGUACAUUUAGUUCAAUGUCAAAAUGUUGAUCUUUGUAUGGGUCUUUACACACAAACAAACAAUAUGUGGCAAAAUAUUUAACCAUUUUUUUUAAUCUAAAAAAUCCAGGGUUGAACAUGUUGCUGAGAAUUAUCACCAGAAAGUGCUCGCUGAAGAUCUAAAGGAUAUUAUUGACUUGAUCACACUCAGCACAAGAUGCUAUUUUAUCAUCAGGGACAGGGUAGGGUAAUGCAGGGAGUCCCAAAAAAAUGAUAGUCGAAAAAGACGAGUUUAGAUUGUCGUCUUUUAUCUUUGAUCGGAAAAUUGACUCUUAAAUCGUCUCUCAACUGUAGAAUUCAUUGGGACAUCAUGUAAGAUAUAGUGAGACCAAGGAUACGGGUUCUAAGGUUCAGUUCAGACUUUUAAUAUGGGUUUGUACUGGGAUCUUCUUUAAAGUCUUUUAUCUUGAAACUUAAAAAGGUUUGAAAUAAGAACCUUUAUUAUAUAAGUCUAUUGAGAUGAUUUUUUUUUAAUUCAGAGCAAUUAUAACUAUUGUUGUUAUUGUGGGCUUUAUAAAUUAAUCAAUGUUCACACAAAAACAUCCAAUUGGAAAGAAAAAUUUCGAAUAACUUUUGAACAAUAUUUUUAAUAGUGAGGCCCCUUUUAAUGAAUAGAAAAAAAUGGUAUGAAAAAUUUCUAUUUAGGCAAAACAUGUUGAAAAUAUCACUUUAACAAACUUUAGCCAUAGACCAACAUUUAUCAUCAUAGUGAGCCAUACACCUCAAGAUGUCAAGCUGCCUUUGGGCAGACCCUGGGCUCAGGGAUGAAAAAGGUCACGUGUAUCAAGGUCUUUGGUCUCAAUAUGGCAAGAAUAUUUUAUUCAAGAGAAAAGAUCAAACCUCAGAUCCACCUUUCAGGGUUGCCUACAAUAAUUAUGUUCCACGAUUUCAACUUGUGGAAGAACAAGUUGACAUGAAAACCAGUGAAGGAUACUUUCUUCAAACGUUCUUAGAUAGGAAAAAAUUAAAAGUUGAAUACAUGGACAUGAAAAUGCUUUUUGGAAACUUUGACAAAAAAACUGGUAUCUGGGAUGGUACUGUAGGAACGGUUGGAUAUGGGCAUGCAGAUUUGGGAAUUUCAUACAUGGCGUUUGUUUUAGAAAGGAUGCACUUUGUGAUGUACACCCAUCCAGUUGGGGUUUUUGAAUUGAAAUGGGUGUCAAAGUAUCCAGACAGAGUUGGGUCAAGGUAUAAUCUGGUUUCGGUUUUUGAUAUAAACACAUGGAUAGCAACCUUUCUCAGUAUAAUAGGUUGUUCGUUAGCAUUGUUAUUUAUUGUGCAAGUAAAGAAGCGACAAGGUUUCAUCCCUCAGCAAGAUACUUUUCUUGUUUUGAUAACUCCGUUCUCCCUGAUAACUGCUGAAGGAACACCAGGCCCAGAUAUGUUUUUAACUAGAACAGGACGAGUUUUUUCUGGAACUAUUAUACUUUUUAUUUGGGGGUUAGUCUCAUUUCUUCUUAUAAACGCUUUCUCGUGCAAUCUCAGUGCCGUUUUGAUGAAACCUGCUUUUCAAGUCCCAAUAGAUACGGCUCAGCAAAUAGUGGAGGAAAAGAAGAUUGUUAUAAGCUCAGUUCCUGGCUAUGUAGCUGCAGUUCUUAGUUUUUCGUCAAACCCUUGGACUAAAAAGCUUCUGGAGAGCAAUGAACAACAGUUAAUACCAGCGCCUGGGUUCUUUGAUGUACUAAAUAAUCUGAAUGCUGAUCAAGUAUUUUAUCUGGAUGAGGAGUAUGCACUUCAUUUAACCAAGAAGGAAGGUAGAAAGACCCCUCUUCUGUAUUUUGGCAAGGAAACAGUGAGACCCUAUUACACGGGUUGGAUUCUUGAGAAUGGUUCAAGAUGGGAGGAGGAAGUAAAUCAACAUGUACUGCAAUGCAAUCAGGCUGGGUUCCAUCUAAAACUAGCACGAGAAUCUCAGCCACCAAAAUUUCAAUUUGAAGUGUCUGAGACACGUUUGAGUUUAGAACAUCUUAUUGUUCCUUUAUUCAUUCUUGGAGGGGGUGCAAUACUUUCUAGUUCAGUCUUUGUUUUUGAGAUAAUCUGGAAUAAAUGGAAGAUUAAAAUAAAGAAAAAUAUGUUAGCACAUUAACUUGAAAUAAAUCAUAAAAUA